This is a messenger RNA of Bradysia coprophila, 1545 nucleotides long. RefSeq names its product excitatory amino acid transporter-like. Gene Ontology annotation, biological process: L-glutamate transmembrane transport. Gene Ontology annotation, molecular function: glutamate:sodium symporter activity; neutral L-amino acid transmembrane transporter activity; L-glutamate transmembrane transporter activity. Gene Ontology annotation, cellular component: plasma membrane. Lineage: Eukaryota; Metazoa; Arthropoda; Insecta; Diptera; Sciaridae. The record is from RefSeq and is a predicted model, not a curated record.
AGUCGCACUCAAUCAGCCUGAAAGUCUGAUACGAAAAAUAUUAUUUCAAUAAAAUGGUGGAACAAAAUUCAAUAAACUCGAAACGCAUCAACGAUGAGGACUCUGAUCCGUUGAAUAAUAAAAAAUCGAAAAAUUUCGUCAAGAAAAAUUUGUUGCUCAUAACAACUUUGGCCGGUGUUGCAAUUGGCACAUUUACUGGUUUCCUCUUACGUCCGUAUCAUUUAUCUGCCGACACCAUCAUGCUGAUCGCCUAUCCCGGUGAGCUAUUUUUGCGACUAUUAAAAUUGGUCACAUUACCGAUGCUCGUGUCCAGCCUUGUAACCGUUUCGGCCAAUUUAAAUGCUCGCAUGAACGGUAAAAUUGUGUUCCGAACGAUAGUCUACUUCGCCACAACGUCCAUGCUGUCAGCACUUUGCGGUAUUUUAAUUGCUAUGAUUUUGCAACCGGGUAAUGUUGGUAGUGGCAAAAGCUUGGACGAAACGAUUCAGAGCGAACAACAUGCUAAGUUCUUGGAUACGAUUUUAGAUCUGGGACGAAACUUAUUUCCGGACAAUUUAUUCGAGGCGACCUUUCAACAAACCGUGACCACCUACGUUCCAACAAAGGGUACUGACUCAAAUUCGAUGUUGGUGCGCACACUGACCCAACGAUCCGGCACCAAUACAAUGGGAAUCGUACUAUUUUGCCUGGUGUUCGGCAGUUUGUUGAGGACAAUGGGAGAACGCGGUCGGGUCGUUAAAGAUUUCUUUGCCGCAACAUUUGACGUUACGUUGAAACUGAUCACGGCAAUCAUUUGGCUGACCAGUGUUGCAGUGGCGAGCAUUAUCGCUGCCAAAAUACUGAGCAUCGACAAAUUGUUGGAAGUUUUCUCUCAGCUCGCCUCGUUCAUCGUUUGCGUUCUGCUCGGCAUAGCAUUCCAUCAAUUGAUUAUGUUGCCCGCCAUUUAUUUCAUAUUCUUACGGAAGCAACCGUACACGUUCUUGGCUAAGCUGAUCGAUCCGUGGGUCGUUUCAUUCUCUGCAGCAUCGUCUGCCGUCACACUACCCACCACAUUGAACUGCAUGAGUAACAAAAUGGGAAAAGACAGCCGCAUCUGCAACUUUGUCCUGACACUCGGAGUCAGCCUAAACACCAACGGUGCCGCUAUGUUUCUGGCGAUAUCAACGCUGUUCAUUGCGCAAUUAGAAGGAGCAACGUUAACAUACGGUUCAUUGUUCACAAUCCUGCUGAUGGUAACCAUUGCAUCAAUGUCAAUACCAUCGGUACCAAGUUCGUCGCUGGUUAUGCUUCUGGUCAUUCUGACAACGAUUAAUGUCGAUGCUCGGAACAUUUCCUUGCUAUUUGCUGUUGAUUGGAUGUUGGAUCGGUGUCGAACGACUAGCAAUGUUAUCGGAGAUUGCUUCGCCGCAGCAGUUUUAGAGAAAAUUUCGAAGAAAGAUCUUGCCGAAAUGGAUAAAGAGUCAGCGCUGGAAGGGAAACCUGAAGUCGAAUCGUUGCUUCAACCUGUGUAGCGGACACAAGCAAAAAAUUGGUUCUGACGCCAUC